UGGAACUGGUUCUGUGCAGAAGCAUCAGCCGACCUCGUGCUACCUGCGCUCACUUUCCUAACAGCCAGGGCUCCCGUACUUCCCUCCUGCCUUUGCCUUUUGCUCAGCCUGGUGCGGAAGGGAAGCACUGGCAAAGCAGGGGAAGCACACGUGUCUCUCUCUCCUCUUGCUGAGCUCAGACGCUCCCCAGAGGCGAUGGGCCGCUCUCUGACCGGAUCGGCUUUCCUGUCGUGCAGGAACUUGCCCGUUUUGGUGGUGGAGGAGACCCAAAAGACACGCUUUCUGCUGGAGGAGGUGGCUCAGCUGAGGGCACAGAUCCGCAGUUUGAAGGAAGCUCAGGAAGUGAACCAGGCAGCGUCCAAGAAGGCUUUGGGUGCCUACGUCGAGAUGUCUGACUGGGCCCUGGAAAGCUCUGGUGCCACCAUUGACACGCAGAGAACUUCCGAGACCUACGACUGCCAAGAGAAUUGGAGCUGCUGGGCUUUACGGUUCUUCCGCGCUGCCAAGCCUCCUGAGACUAUUUUGCAGGCGGAUGUUUCCCCAGGAAACUGCUGGCCUUUCCAAGGGCAUCAGGGCCAGGUGGUCAUCAGGUUGCCAGCACGAGUCCAUCUGACUGCCAUCACUGUGCAGCACAUCUCCAAAGACGUGUCUCCAUCUGGGACCGUCCUCAGCGCCCCCAGAGACGUCGCUGUCUUUGGAGUGGAUGCGGACGGAGAAGAGGAAACUCUCCUUGGGACGUUCACGUACGACGUGGCAAAAGAGGCCAUUCAGACCUUCCCUCUGAAGAACGCGCCGCUUCCCAGAGCCUUUCCGUCUGUCAGACUUCUUGUGGAGAGCAACUGGGGAAACCCAGCGUACACCUGCAUUUAUCGAGUGCAGGUUCAUGGGAAGAUGGCGCAACCAGAGAGCCCCAGGUGAAACCAGAGAGGAAAAUGUCAAACGUGAGAAAGAAGAAGAAGGGGAGGAAGAACAAAUAAAUCUAAAAGAUGUGGCAAUUGAGAUGGCUGUAGAACUGUAGAAGAUUUGUCUCCAAAGCGGGGUGCUCAAGACGUUCCACACUGCGGGAGGGGAAUUCGGGAGCGUGUGGAAAAUGUUAGAGCUUGUAUGCAAUUUUUUUCUUAAAAACGAGGAAGAUGGGAAGCAUUGCCAAGACUGAACCUAGAGAGGGGAGGCCCAGCCUGUCAGCGCUCCUCCCGCCGCCCCCGGAGGCUCCGCAAGCGGCCCCAGCCCAGGGCAGGCCGAAGGGCCCGGCUUCAGUUCACAAGAGGGAGGCUGGCCCCGCCCGCCGGCCCGCGCGGGCUCUGCAGGAGCUCCCCCAGGCUCCCGCCCACCCUCUUCCCAGCUUCUCAGCCAAUGGCGCCCGCCAGGCGGGGACAGGCAGGGCCCCCCGCCAACCACCGCAGCGCCCCUUCUCUGGCCCCGCCCCGCUGCGGCCGCGUGCCAGCGGACGAGCACGUGGCUACGGGCGCGCCCGGAGCGCCAGCCAGGGCCGCGGGUUCGAGUCCCGCCACUGGCUUCGAGGCCCGGCGAGGUCAAGGAAUGAGGCGCUUGCUGGCGUGAAUGCCUCACGUACCAGCCACAGGGCUGCCUGCGCAGGAGGGGAAAGGUGGUUUAAUGGGAAAUUGUAGUGGUAAUUGGGUUUGAAGUACGGGUGCUUGUCAUAGCUCUUUUGGUCAGUUACUAAGAGAAAAAGAAUUUUGCCAAGGAUGUUUUCUUGUUGGGGGGUCCGAGUCCCCUGCCCGGUUUGGAAAGGGCUUCGAGUCCCCGAAGUUGACCAAGCGGGUUAGAGUCCCACUGAAUGGGGUUUGAGUCCCCACUUUGGCCACUUGUCUUGACUGGUCUCUGAAUUUUGGCGUGGUUAUCAGAAUAUGGAUUUAUUUUUGCAUGUUCGGAUCAGAUAGUUGUUUUGGAAGUCACAUUUAAUAUGGGUGGGGAAUCGCCUAAAGGCACCAUCUUAAAGAAGUCACCUCUAGGGCGUUGA
Messenger RNA from Phalacrocorax carbo (great cormorant), 1981 nucleotides. Lineage: Eukaryota; Metazoa; Chordata; Aves; Suliformes; Phalacrocoracidae. The record is from RefSeq and is a predicted model, not a curated record.